Drosophila takahashii is the source of this 1460-nucleotide messenger RNA. RefSeq names its product Juvenile hormone epoxide hydrolase 1 (gene Jheh1). Gene Ontology annotation, molecular function: epoxide hydrolase activity. The record is from RefSeq and is a predicted model, not a curated record. NCBI's taxonomy places the organism in Eukaryota, Metazoa, Arthropoda, Insecta, Diptera, Drosophilidae. Gene Ontology annotation, biological process: epoxide metabolic process.
AUGGGCGUUACGGCUAAAAUUCUGGUCUUGAUACUGGCCAUCGGCGGUGGUCUGGUCUACAAGAAAGCGAGCCAACUGUGGGCCGAUCUGCCAGUUCCCCAGCUGGAUCCUCAGGAGUGGUGGGGCGAUGAGGCGCAGCCCAAGGACUAUGCCGCCUAUUUAGCCAACAAUUCGGAGGUGAUAGGCAACCGACUUAGUUACCCCGAGAAGACCAUUGACGACUUGAAGAGCCGCCUGAAUCGCACCCUGCGCCUUACGCCUCCGCUCGAGGGCGUGGCCUUUGAGUAUGGCUUCAAUACCGACUACCUUAAGGAGGUCGUGGAGUACUGGCGCGAUGACUACCUGCCGCGUUGGCGGGAACGCGAGGUGUUCCUGUGGCAGUUCAACCACUUCACCACCGAUAUUCAGGGGCUACGCAUGCACUUCCUCCACCUGAUGGUUUACGAUGACAACAAAGUGGGCAAGCAGCACUAUCCGGUGCUGUUGCUCCACGGCUGGCCGGGAUCCGUGCGGGAGUUCUACGACCUCAUCCACUUGCUGCACCAGAGCAACCUGGACAAGAACAACAAGUACAUCUUCAACGUGGUGGUUCCCAGUUUGCCCGGCUACGGCUGGUCGGAGGGCACCUCGAGGAAGGGUCUGGGACCCGCUCAGGUGGCCGUGAUUAUGAGGAACCUCAUGCUGCGCCUGGGAUACGACAAGUUCUUCAUCCAGGGUGGCGAUUGGGGCAGCAUCAUUGGCAGCAACAUUGCCACCUUAUAUCCGGACAACGUGCUGGGUUACCACUCGAAUUUGUGCAACAACAUGAGUCCCAAAUCCCUGGCAAAGGGUGUACUAGCUGGUUUUUGGCCCAGUUUGUUUGCUCCCUCUGGCUUCGAGGACUUCUUCUUCCCGAAGUCCAAUGAACUGCGAUACCUGAUGGAGGAGAGCGGCUACUUCCACAUCCAGGCCACCAAACCGGACACCAUUGGAGCCGCACUCACCGAUAAUCCUGUGGGCUUGGCCGCCUAUAUCCUGGAAAAGUUCUCCACGUGGACCAAUCCCAGCUAUCGGUCCUUGAAGGACGGAGGACUGACGAAGCGCUACAAAAUGGACGCCCUGUUGGACAAUCUGAUGAUCUACUAUCUGACCAACUCCAUCACCACCUCGCAGCGUCUCUAUGCGGAGCAGUAUGCGCAGGCGCAGCGGGAUUUGCACCUGGAAAGAGUUCCCACUCCAGUGCCCACGGGUUGUGCCCGGUUCAAGAGUGACAUUAUGCAGUUCCUGGACUUCCAGUUGAAGGACAAGUUCACGAACCUGGUGCACAGCACCUACCACAAAAAGGGCGGUCACUUUGCCGCCAUGGAGGUGCCCAAUGUGCUGUACAAGGACUUCAUAGAGUUUGUCAAGACGGUGGAACGUAAAUUUAAAAUUAAAACGCUGUAAAUUUUGUACAAUAAAGGCACUUCUUUUUCAAAAAA